AUGCAUCUGCCCGCCGAGCCCAUCGGAUUCGGACUGAUGAGCGGCGGCGAGCCCCCUCCGACCUUUGACAGCAAGUCGGCCCUCGCCGCCCCGUUCGACCCCCUGGCGUCUCUGGGGCCCGAAGCAGGCGAUCUGGUCCGGACGGGGAGCCCCUGCUUCGCGUGCAGCCCCCUACCCGGCCACUGGCGUUCGAACAAGACGCUCCCCACCGCCUUUCGAGUCGUCUGCCUGGGCGACGUGCCCGACGGCACGGCGGUGCGCGUGCAAGCCGGCAACGACGAAAAUUUCUGCGGCGAGCUCAAGAACGCCACGGCCGUUUUCAAGAAUAACGUCGCCAAGUUCAACGAUUUGAGGUUCGUCGGGAGGAGUGGCAGAGGUAAACACUUCAAUCUGACGCUAACGAUCGAGACGAAUCCCCCUCAAGUGGCCACCUACAACAAGGCCAUCAAGAUCACGGUGGAUGGACCAAGGGAGCCCAGGACCAAGAUGAGGUUUGUGAAUGUCUCCCUGAAAUUGUUGAAGUCUUAUUCUCCUCACAGCCGUAGUAGCUCACCCAACGUGGAACUUAUACAGUUCCAAAGAGUACAUUCGGAUCCACCUCUACCCUCAGAGUGGGGAGAGACUCAAGUAAAAAAAGAACAACAGUGGAAUCCCGUGGAAAUUCCACACUGCACACCAGUCACUACGCAUAGUGUAUCUUCGUCAACUUCUACUAUCCCGUGGAUGAUUUCUCCUGGCCCUUCUCAGCCACAAUACUUGAUGCCAUCCACGCCUAUCGUCCUAGGUGGUGAGUCCGGGGGAACUGUCUCAUCCAUUGUUACAACCUCAUCUACUUCAGCUUUAACAUCGAGUUUGUUAGAUGUUGGAGCUUCAUCUACAUCACAGCAACUUCUUGACAGCAACUUUCUGAACUUGGACCUUGUGUAUGAAAACUUGACGUCGGGUCAAACCACUGUCGACGAGAAAACCUCAAAGAUUCCUCGGCAAGAUAUUUUCGGUCGUCAAGACAUCUUCGGUGAUAAAACUUUUGACUUAGGUCUUACCGCGACUUCUGUGGAAAAUACCAACUCUUACAAGUCAUCUUAUGUGUCUUCAACCUCUGCAUCUAUGUACCCAUGCUAUUCUUCAGAGAUACCAAACUGUUCGACUUCGUUUUUCGCUCCUAGUUCUCAGGGAUUAUUGCAAGACAACAGUAAUGCGGCAGCUGGUGGACUUGCGUCUUCCAUUAUCCCAAGUCGGUCCGAGCCACCACCAGUGCCAGGAAGUGCCUCUUGUUUACCUUCUUACAAUUUCCCGUCAUCCACCGUCAUGGAUUCAUCUUCACCUCUCGCCUUCAAGCCAUCUUCCAUUGACUUUUACACAUCAUCUUCAGAGUACUCUCCUGGUCUUUUGACUAUGGCUGCCAAUGUUUUAUCUUCAACCCCAACCAGUGAUCUGACUUCUUUCUCAUUGGAUAUUUUCGAGCCCGGUUUAAGGACUCCUACGGUUCCUGCAGUAACAGUUUCAACUUCAUUCGCGAUUCCAUCGACUGAGUCUUUUCCAUCUGUGAUGCAUACUGAACAAAUAGCAAGUACAAGCAGUUUUGAAAACAUACCAUCAUCAGUGUCAUCGACUGUGAGCUCAAGCUCUCUGUUAUCAUCUGAUAUUUGGAGGCCUUGCUGA
This is a messenger RNA of Uloborus diversus, 1662 nucleotides long. Its product is annotated as runt-related transcription factor 1-like. The transcript has 6 exons. The record is from RefSeq and is a predicted model, not a curated record. Gene Ontology annotation, biological process: regulation of DNA-templated transcription. Gene Ontology annotation, cellular component: nucleus. Gene Ontology annotation, molecular function: ATP binding; DNA-binding transcription factor activity, RNA polymerase II-specific; RNA polymerase II cis-regulatory region sequence-specific DNA binding. Bases 1 to 1662 code for a protein of 553 amino acids. Lineage: Eukaryota; Metazoa; Arthropoda; Arachnida; Araneae; Uloboridae.